AUGAAGGGCUGGCUCCAGACUCUGGGCUUAACUGCCCUGCUGGCAGGACGAGCGCUUGCAAAUGAAAUUGAAUUGACACAAGAUGAAGCCCAUCGGCAACGGUGCUCGGGGAUGUACAGCCGCAAGGCUUGGGGCGGACAGGUUGAUCCUUUCAUAUUGACCAAGUUCGUCUCUGAGUCGGCCGGCGAUAGCGAUGGCCUCGUCAGUAUGGUAAUCUUUGAAUGGAGCGAUGAGGCUUUGAUUGGGAGGUUGGUGUCGGACGACGCCGAGGAGAAAGAGACAAUCUGCGAUGAAGCUAGUGUACGAGCGAAGCUAUGUAAAGAAGAAGAAAUCGGCUCCUUUAUCCUCGCCGCCAACGCGACCGACGCCUCCCUAUUCCCGAUCAUGUCCAAAGCGAUAAACUUGAAUAAACCGGAACCGAUCAAUUAUCCGAUAAAGAAAACUGGCUUCUACUGCGUGAGCACGUAUGGAUUCUCUGGAAAGGACUAUAAAGCGGUGGUCGAGUUUAGGAAUGCGUAUGGAGAACUUCCGGCUGCGCAAAUCGCCAAACUACCAUUCUAUGGCGGCCUUACCAUUGUCUACGCUGUGGUUGGAAUUUUCUGGGCUUUCCUAUAUGUGCAAAACCGACACGAUAUUUUGCCCGUGCAGAACUACAUAACCGCUAUCUUGGUCUUCUUGAUCGUCGAACAGUUGAUGACUUGGGGCUUCUACGAUUAUCAAAAUAGGAAUGGUCUAAAUAUGGGUGCAAAAGCACUGAUGGUCAUUGUUGCAGUCCUCAAUGCCGGAAGAAACGCCUUCUCAUUCUUCCUCCUUUUGAUCGUCUGUAUGGGCUAUGGUGUUGUCAAGCCCUCCCUCGGCCGCACCAUGGUUUAUGUCCGCAUCCUCGCUAUAACCCACUUUGUUUUCGCCGUGAUCUAUGCUGUAGCAAGUCUAUCGAUUACGCCCGACAGUGCUGGACCCCUUGUCCUUCUGAUUGUGCUUCCGCUCGCCGGUACAUUGACUGCCUUCUAUGUGUGGACGUUGAACUCGUUGAAUGCCACCAUGAAGGACCUGGUUGACCGAAAGCAGAAGGUGAAAGCUAUGAUGUACAAGAAGCUGUGGUGGUGCAUUCUGGGUAGCAUUAUGGUGAUCUUCGGGUUCUUCUUCAUCAACUCGAUCGUCUUUGCUGGUCGCAGCGAGGCGAGCUUCGUGCCGGACCACUGGAAGACUCGAUGGUUUGUGCUGGACGGCUGGCUCAACCUCGUCUACCUGUUCGACAUUGGCUUCGUUGCCUAUCUGUGGCGACCUACCGCCAACAACCGACGAUUCGCCAUGAGUGACGAGCUUGCCCAAGACGACGACGGCUUCGAGAUUCGGUCCUUCGGUAGCGCGUUGGAUGAGGAAGACGUUCUUGCUGACACCGAACAGCAUCCGUCUGAGCAGCGCCGUGACCUCUCGCCUGUUCCUCCCAAGCCCGUUCCUUCUGCCCCGCGCCAACGGGAGUCUUUGGACGGAGAGACGAUUUUCGCUGUCGGUGAAGAUGGCGACAAAUGGACGGAUGACGAGGAUGAAUCACCAAAGAACUCCGGCGAGCACCAACGACUCACCGGCAAGGACAGGGAUUAA
This is a messenger RNA of Aspergillus affinis, 1605 nucleotides long. RefSeq names its product putative integral membrane protein (Ptm1). The record is from RefSeq and is a predicted model, not a curated record. Bases 1 to 1605 code for a protein of 534 amino acids. Gene Ontology annotation, cellular component: membrane; Golgi apparatus. Gene Ontology annotation, biological process: retrograde transport, endosome to Golgi. The transcript is spliced from 7 exons. NCBI's taxonomy places the organism in Eukaryota, Fungi, Ascomycota, Eurotiomycetes, Eurotiales, Aspergillaceae.